Molecule: messenger RNA, 2169 nt
Organism: Alternaria burnsii
Lineage: Eukaryota; Fungi; Ascomycota; Dothideomycetes; Pleosporales; Pleosporaceae
Product: px domain containing-containing protein
Exons: 7
Coding region: 1-2169 (722 amino acids)
Cellular component (GO): SAS acetyltransferase complex
Molecular function (GO): phosphatidylinositol-3-phosphate binding; histone acetyltransferase activity
Source: RefSeq, a predicted model, not a curated record
AUGGAGCCGGCGAGCUUUGAAACUGGAGACCCGUCGUCGUCGCCAGCCCGAGAUGGGGCAAAACCCGCCACUGCUACCGCGGGUGACCGCAACAGCGUUGGCAGUGUGGUCCCGCCAUACUGGCAAUCCCACCAGCGCAACGCGUCCUAUCUAAGCAACUACUCUGCUGACAACGGCCGCCCCACUCCCAUCGGCCUCGAGGACCAUACCGAUGAGGGCUCAGACCACUGCAAAGUUCUCUGGGCCAAGGGUGUCACGAUAGAUGAUUACGUUGUCAUCAGCGGCACGGCUGCGGCACCUGGAUUUGGAGCUUAUGUCGUCUUCAAUUGCACGGUCGAGACACUCGAUGGUGGUCCCAUGAAGAUACGAAAGAGAUACUCAGAGUUUGAAGAUCUGCACACAAAGCUGCUCCAGACCUUUCCUCACGCCGCGGGUUCCAUGCCGCACUUCCCACCCAAGUCCGUAAUAUCUCGCUUUAGGCCCCGUUUUCUGGAAAAGCGGAAACAAGGACUUUCGUACUUUCUCAAUUGCGUUUUGCUCAACCCGGAGUUCGCUGGAUCACCAGUCUUGAAGGACUUUCUUUUCUCCGAAUCGCGAAUGAUCUCGAGUCUGCUCAAUAUCAUGGCCAACGCCGUUCGGCCUCCGCUGCUGCGAAGCUCGAAUGAACGGCAGACGAGGCUCAACUUCCUGCCCGUGUCGCGCGAUGACGCCCUCCAACAAGCCCAGCGCAACAACAAUAACACGCCCGUCACGACAAGACGGACCUCCAAAAGCGGCCCAUUGCUUGCGCUUGCUGAUGACGAUAGAUCCGUCAAGCAAUUAACCCACACGCCCAACAAACCCCCUCCGCCUGCGCGCACCAGCAGCAGGAAGCGGCCAGCCACAGCCUUGGAAGACGACGCGACCGACACGAGACCUCCCACCAAGAUCACCGUGACACAACCACACGGCGAGCUUCUGCGCAUCACCAAUGGCGUCGCCGCCCCGCUGGGCAUAGACGCCGACGACGUCCCCUCUGCGAGGUCCACGCCUAGGCCAGGCAGCUCCGGCAAGCUUACUGCGCCCCCAGCUGUCCCCGCCCCGGCCUCGACAGCGUCGUCGACAGACAAGCGCAGCCUGAGAAGCCACGACGGUGGAUCCCGCCUCAAGAGUGAUCUCGCCGUCUACUUUUCAAACUACGACGACAUCAUUGCAGGUGUGCCCAAAGAGGAUGAGUUCCUCGAUAUCGAUACCCCCAUAUACAUUGUCGACGAGCCCAUCAAGCCCAAGACGCCUGAGCCCACAAGAAGCUCACUAAGCCCGACGCGCUCACGGAAAGCGAGACCUUCGUCCCCGUCGCGCCAUGCUUCAGAUCCCUCAAUACCCCUAGCCCAGUCCUCGACUUCCUUCACCGUCCUCAACUACGCCUCUGUAGCCAAUGCCAUCACCCGCAAUGACGGCGAAGACCCCCUCGCCGACUCGGUCUUCUUCACACAACACCGACGCGCUGAGCGCAAGGAGAAGCAGCUGCGCAAUAUCGAAAAGGAGCGCGCCAUGCACGAGAAGGUGCAGUUAGAGAGGCUUCUCGAUGGACUGCAGGGCCCAGACUGGCUCAAGGUUAUGGGCAUAACAGGCGUGACAGACGGCGAGAGAAAGGACUGGGAGGCCAAGCGCGACUACUUUGUCAGAGAGGUAGAAGCACUAGUGGACAAGUUCCGCGUCUGGAAGGAAGAAGAGAAACGCUUGCGUGCUGAAAAGGAAGCAGCUCUCGCCGCGAGGGAAGACGAUGAGGAAGAAGACGGCGAAGAGACCGAAGACUCAGACAACAUUGUAGUCAACGGCCGCGAUGCUCCACCACCACGACAGCAGCCCAAAGAACCUGAGCCACCGAAACCACGAAGACCACCGCGUCCGCAUGGCUUUCUCCUCCCAUUCGUGCCACCUGAACCUGCAGCCCCAUUCAGCUCCUUUUAUGCUAAACCACACCUCCGCGCCGCUGCCCUUGGUAAACACAGACACGGUCGCAACGCGUCUGCCUUUGGUCAGCCUAUACCCGAUUUCGUCGAAAGGGAGUUUGAGCUGCCCGACGAUUUCAUCGACCCCCAGUUCCUGAGAGACAAUGCGCGCCAAAGACGGAGACGGAAGAGGGAAAGUGGUGUGAAUACAGGUACAGGGACCAGUGCACAUUAA